This is a messenger RNA of Petromyzon marinus (sea lamprey), 3001 nucleotides long. RefSeq names its product ciliary neurotrophic factor receptor subunit alpha-like. The record is from RefSeq and is a predicted model, not a curated record. Gene Ontology annotation, molecular function: protein binding; cytokine receptor activity. Gene Ontology annotation, cellular component: membrane. NCBI's taxonomy places the organism in Eukaryota, Metazoa, Chordata, Hyperoartia, Petromyzontiformes, Petromyzontidae.
GGACGUGUGACAGAUUUUCAUUUCGAUUUGGUUCUGCUCGCACCAAGGAUCCCGAUUUGAAAAAGAAGUGGGGUUCUUUUUUGUCUUCUGUAUUUGUGUUCAUGCUUACUUAGUCUGUUAUAAUCGGGAUAUCUAGGUCAAGUUUAACACUGACCAUAGGAUAGAGCUUUGUCACGUAUUCAUUCGGAGUGCGUCUGCGGGUCGAUCUUCGCGGGUCGCGAUGGAGCGCGCGGAGAAGACGCUCGCUCUGGUGAUGACUGCGCUCAUGAUGAGCCAGGCGUCCGUCAAUGCUGAUCUUCUCUCCACCACCACCACCACAACCACCACCACCCCAGUACUCCACGUGGCUCUGGGCAAGUCCGUCUCGUUCCCCUGCACCGUCCGGGAGUUGAGGGGGGCGCGGCUGUCUUGGAGGCACCUCGGGGACCCGGGGGCGCUCCCCGAAGGGGGUGUCGCGGGCCCCGGGGGUCCCGGUGACCCCGGUGACCCCUGGGACUCUGGGCACCUGGUCAUUCCCUCGGUGGGGCCGAGCGACGGGGGUCGCUACGAGUGCGUGGAGAGCCCCUCGGGAAAGGUCCUCUCGGCCGUGCGCAUCGUGACCGGAGAGCCUCCGGCUGCUCCGACUGAUCUCAGGUGCCGUGCACGGAACCUGGCGGCUUGGGAGUUCAGCUGUUCGUGGAAACUCGGGGACGGGAAGAACCCCCUGGAGAACAUCACUGCCACCUACAGUCACGAUUUCCUAGAACAAGGCCGUGACCUCGAGUGCAAGGUGGCCGAGGGCCUCAGCUGCACGGCACACCAAAUCGUGAUGUUCACCACCAGCCCCUUCCGCGUCACGGUGCGCGCCCGCAACGCCUUCGGGGAGAGCAGCGCCGCCAUCAUCAGCUUCGAGUUAGAUGACAUCGUGCAGCCUGACCCGCCGCAGUCCGUGCGCGGCUACCACAACCCCACGGCUCCCUCCGAGGUCAUCAUCACCUGGGAGUCUCCCGCCACGUGGAGCGAGGCCAACAUCUUCAUCCUGCACUAUCGAUUGCGCCACCGCUCCCUGCACCAGCGCCACUUGAAAGAGGUCCAGGUUCCAUACGACAGUAAAGAAUAUUUGAUUACGGACGCUCAUCCCGGGACCGAACACGUUGUGCAGAUGUCUGCCAGGUACGACGUGCGAGGACAGUGGAGCGAGUGGAGCCAGGAGGCACGCGUGGCCCCGUGGAUGCAAACAACGAGCGACAGGCCUGGUGAGCGCACGACUGCGGAUGUUUACGAGGAGUACUCGGAUGAGCCGACAGCUGCGGUUGAAGUGAUGGCGAAUUACGCGAUCUACUCAGUCGCGGGGUUGACUGGAGCCCUCGUCCUCGUCUGCCUCGUCGUGCUUGGAUCACGGCGAUUGAUGCUCAGAAAAGACGACAUUCUGGCGUCGGAUAACACGGAGAGCAGUCUGGGAAACGACUUCCGCGACAGUUUCGACCCCUGCCAAAGACUUCGCGUGUAAGGCCCACACGGCUAUCUUGCUCUUUUUCGGAAGCGACCUGAUCACAAGUGUCAGCUCGACGAUUUGCUCUUUACCGCGUGGAAAUUUAUAAGCAGGAGCCAAAUACUCUCAACGCGUGUAUCUUAACGCGGAGAGGACCCGGAUAAUAAUCCACGCGAGCCCACAUAUUUCACCAACUUAUUCACCAUCUCAUCAAUCGUUGGCAACAUUUUUAAAGUAAUGUUUUAACAUGUUAUCGAUCAUUGAGGAUAUAUAUGCAAUAAGGUUGUCAAAAUAUUGGAGAAUAGCAAACAAAGAAGUACAUAUCAUGCCACAUGCAUGUACUUAGAGAUACAAAUGUAUACACGUUACCAAAGACAGAGACAUGGCCCCGUAUCACCUUAACAGGCUGUUGGGGCAAGUGCUGUUCGCAACAACCACCUAUGAAGGCCGGCACGGCACACGAAAGGGUGGGUGGCCGAUACCUCGCCCGACCGCCUUUUUCUUCCUCCUGCCGAUGUUUUUACACAUCGCACCAGGUACUCAUUUGAGGCUGAGUCGACCUAGGGGAGGCCCGGGACGGGUUCAGAUAAUCGCCACUGGUGGUGUUGGUGGUGUUGGUGGUGGUGGCCGACAACAGAGGCAAAAGUCCACACAGAUUUCGACAUUUAGUGUCUCAUCAGCAGGAUUCAGCCUUAAAUGAGUGUAACACUUAUAUGAAAAAUAUAUAAUAGACGACGUUUCGAGCAAUGUCCCUUCUCCAUAGCAUACAACAACAAAUUUGCUCCGAAUUUCUUUUAUUUCUAAAAUGUACCAUGAGCAAGGUCCAUUGUCCGAAACGUCGCCUAUCAUGUAACGUAUGCAUAUCAAUUUUAAGGCCGCGGUGUUAUUGACGAAUGUGUUGAGUUGUUAGUUUGUUUGUUGUUGUUUGUUUGUGUUUGUGCACCACUGCCAACUCGGCAGCAUCACCAAAGAAUUUGCACGUAUAUGUAUACGUAUGUACGUAUGCGCCACGCUCGCGUACACGUGCGCAUAGCUACGACUGAUAUUCGACCACGUGGCAUACUUCUCAGAACUAUCGUCCGCCCGUAAACGUUACAGCGCUCUCGGUGACCGAAAAAGCUUCACGUAACCGAACCGUUUGCGCAGUGGCAAGUAGACGAAAAUGCAUCAGCUGAGUUCUCCUCUCGAACCAAUGUCUAACAGGGAGGGACCCUUGCCUAUAAUCAUCCGGCAGCUGUCCAAUAUUGCUUCAAGCAAAGCUUGACUUGCGCUCCUGAUGAGACGCCUUGCCUAAGCACACCUGGGAGAAAUUGAGCAGCAUUGGUGCAAACAGAGCCUGGAGACUGCUGAUGAGACACUGCGCGUCGAAAUGGGUGCGGACUUUUGCCCGCGCUGAACCAAUCGCCGCUGAAAGUGGAACCCCAGCCAGAAAGAAGGCGGCGAUUGUCGUCGAUGGGAUGUGCAAAGGCGUAAAAUAAAACAAUUUAAUACGCGGCGGGACACAAAUAGGAAUAAAAUCCUUCAACAGGA